AACGUCUCGGGGUCCGCGGGGACAGGUACUGAAAAAAAAAAACUGCCUUGACUGCGUAACCAUUAUGAGAUGGCUCUUUGGACUACCCGAGCGGAUAGGCAAAAAGAAACAAGGACCCUCCCUGUCUUGCUGAACCUCGGUCGAAGGACGAGACGCUGGUCAUCUUGUGAAGACGUGCAAUUGAGCAGCCAAACAGCGAUUUUUUAUCAGAUCGAGGCUAUUGAUGCAAGAUGUUAACCCCAACAGCAUAUCUAGGAAGGUACGUACCUACCUAGUUGGCGGGCAAACCGAAAAGCAAGGUCAGCCCUGUCUCAGCUAAAAUACGCCACCAUGGACAUCUGAUACUACAAUCCUCGGCAACGCUACGUACCCAAGACAGCUUGCCAGCUCCCAACUGGGUGACUACCUAGUUGGGUACCCUGCAUAUCUCAAUGAGUAGCUAAAGUGCCUUGGCAACCUUAACAGGCCCUUUACCACGACCGCUCGGCUGCUUUUUCUGUUGAGCUACCGGCAGAUGAAUAGCUAGGUACAUUUGACCAAAAGCCCAGAGGACGCAGAUUAAAAACCCCAACAGCCCCAACUUUGCAAACUCUUGUUUAAUGUACAUGAAGACAUAGACUUGCAACUGUUCUGCAUACUACUUCAAUCUUGGGAUCGUUUUGCCAAGUCGAAAAUCCAUUGCCCAAUCUGCCUCCAGCAUUCUACCACCUGCUUGCUAGUGCACAACCAUGAACGGCACACACAAUCCUGACAGGGCGGUCAAUGGCGUCCACCGGAGCAACGGCACCAACGGCACCAACGGCACAAGGGCCAACGGUGUCAAUGGCACCAUGACACACGAGGAUUACGACGUCGUCAUCAUCGGCGCCGGCAUAUCGGGAAUAAACUCUGCCUACCGUCUGCGCGAAGCCUUCCCGGACCUCAAGUUUGCCGUGCUGGAGCGUCGCAACGUCAUCGGAGGCACCUGGUCCUUUUGGAAAUACCCGGGCAUCCGCUCCGACAGCUCCCUGUCCGUCUUUGGCUUUUCGUGGCACCCCUGGCCCCACGAGGUCGACUUUGCCCCGGCCCACCUGAUCACCGAGUACAUUGAAGACGCCGCCAAGACCCAAGGGCUCGACAAGCACAUCCGGUUCGGAUACGACGUCCAAUCCAGCUCCUGGUCGAGCGAUGAGCAAAAGUGGACGCUGGAAGCAGAGGUCCACCACCAGAGGCAAGGCGGCGAUGAUGAUGAUGAUGAUGUGCGUCACGUCACGAUCAAGACUGGGUGGGUCUUUAUGUGCAGCGGCUACUACGAUUAUUCCAGGGCACGCGAGGUCGACAUCCCCGGUCUCGAGAGGUUCCAGGGCGAGGUGGUGCACCCGCAGUUUUGGCCCGAGGAGACGGACUGCACGGGCAAGCGCGUAGUGAUCGUCGGGUCGGGCGCAACGGCAAUCACCAUCAUGCCCGACAUUGUCGACAAGGCUGCGCAAGUCACCAUGCUGCAGCGCAGUCCGUCCUAUGUGCUGGCGCUGCCCAAGAGGGACCGCAUCAGAAACCUCCUCCGGCGCAUCUUGGGCAUCCGCCUGGCGAGCAAGAUUGACUUUUGGCGCCGCUGCCUGCUGGAAGUGAUCUUUGCGCAGGGGUUCCUGCUAAACUUCCCCGAGGCGGGGCGCAGGUACCUCAACAUGGAAGCAAAAAAGAACCUGCCGUCGGACUACCCCGUGGACGUGCACUUCAACCCGCGCUACAACCCCUUUGAGCAGAGGCUGUGCAUGUCGCCGGACGGGGACUUUUGGCAGGCGCUGAAGCGGCCCAACUGCCAGGUGGUGACGGCGACCAUCGACUCUUGCGACGAGGGGGGCUUGGUGCUCAAGCAGGGGCCCAAGGGCGUGCACACGCCCGAGAGGCUGGACGCGGACAUGAUCAUCACGGCGACGGGGCUGUACGUGCAGAUGCUGGACGGCAAGUCGCCCGUGGUGGACGGCAAGGUGAAGCCGACCAACGAGAGCUACAUCUGGCGCAGCUGCAUGCUGGACGGCGUGCCCAACGCCUGCUCCAUCCAGGGCUACGUGGCCGGCUCCUGGACCCCCGGCGCCGACGUUCGCAUCAAGACGGUGCUGGCCGUCAUGAAGCACCAGAGAAGGGUCGGCGCCACCUCCGCCACCCCCUACAUGACCCCCGAGGAGAGGAGGAGCAUGCCCAAGCGUCCCGUCAUCCCCAACAGUUCGACCUACCUCAAAGAGGCGAGGAGUCGUCUGCCGUUGGUGGGUGAUAGGGAUCCGUGGCGGUACGGGUCUAAUGUGGCCGCGGAUAUGUGGCAGUACUAUACGGGAAGUGUCACCAAGGGGAUGAAGUAUGCGAUGUCGGGGAACAAGGAACAUGAAGACUGAGAAUGCAGUCUUGUGAGGGUUUGGGUUUGGGUUUGGUUUUUCUUGGAUGACUUGUUAUUUUAUUUUAUUUUCUUGUACACUUUAGUAGUUGGUGAUUGACGGUACAAUUGUUUUUUGCUGUAGAUGGUUGGAUAAGGUAACUACCUCAGGCAGGUAUGUAUGUAUGCAGCUUUGCUAGGUAUCAUGAAAAGAUACAAAUCAAGACUCAACUUAACCCC
This is a messenger RNA of Pyricularia oryzae 70-15, 2587 nucleotides long. RefSeq names its product monooxygenase. NCBI's taxonomy places the organism in Eukaryota, Fungi, Ascomycota, Sordariomycetes, Magnaporthales, Pyriculariaceae. The transcript has a single exon. Gene Ontology annotation, molecular function: N,N-dimethylaniline monooxygenase activity; flavin adenine dinucleotide binding; NADP binding. The record is from RefSeq and is a predicted model, not a curated record. Bases 729 to 2369 code for a protein of 546 amino acids.